AUGCUUUUUAAGUAAAGAAAACAUCUUCUCAGAUGAAACCAACUGAUUUGAAAAUUUAAAGAAAAUUUGAAAAUUAACUAUUAUAAAAAUAAUCUUCUUCAGAAAAUGUUUUAUGGAUGGCGUUCUUUACUUUUUGUACUUCUUUAUCUUUUUUCAUUACAGAGUGUUUUGACAAAAGUCACAGUGGAACUACUUCUUCGUAAUUAUGAAAACAAAAAUUCUAAAAAAGCUAGUGGUGUUGGAUGUGAUCUAUUUAAGUUGAGUUGUGACGUAAAGUUUAUAAUUUGUAUUAAACUUGGCAAAUUGUCAGCUUGUAUAAAUAAAUCUAGUACAAAAGUAUUUAGACAAGCUAAGGCUAUAAACUUUGAUAAUGAAAAUCUUGUUGAUAAGCAAUUUACUCGUAGCUUUACUGAACCUUACAAAGGAAUUAUUUCAUUGUUUAUAGAAGCACGUGAUAAGGAUAUCUUUUCUGACCAAUUAAUAGACGAAUACAAUAGUGUAUUAAAUAUAGCUAUAUCAUCUGAAAGUACACAACCUAUUCCUUACAAUGUUACUCAGCUAGGGAAAUAUAAAUCAGGUUCUAAUCUACAGUACAGUGUUAAAGUAUAUUGCUCUCAAGGUUACUAUGGAAAUGAUUGUACAAGUUAUUGUGACAAAACAUCAGAGUUGUGCAAUCCAGAUUCUUGUAAAGAGGAUAUAUUUGGCGAUGAUUCAUUUAAAGGAAUAUAUAGGUUUAAUGAAACACAAGUUAAUAUGACCAACAUUAUUCCCUGUAAAUACAAUGAAGUAGCUAAUGUUACACGUAAAUGUACUUCUAUGUUGGGAACAGGACCUUAUUGGAUGGAUCCUGAUUUUGAAGCUUGUGAUACUGCAACAACUAAAAAACUAAAUGAUUUGAAUAAAAUUCCGUUAUGUAAUGAUGAAUUAGGAAACAGUUCAUGUUGGUUUCCAGAUAAAAUAAUCCAAAAGGCAAAUGAGAUUGUUGAUUCAAGCUCUUUAAUUACUACUCAACAAGAAGUAUCAUUGGUUUCAAGGAUUAUUAAUGAAGUUGUUUUGAACUCAACUAGUGCAGAAAAGAUUUCUUCUGGGAUGUUAAAUUUGGUAGAUAAAUUAUUAGAAGUUAACAGCUCUAUACUCUCUGAAGCGCAAACUAUUACAAACUCAUCAAGAAAUAUUUUGUCAUCCCUUGAUUUGUUAGCUGUUCUUAUGGCAGGGGAUCCCAACACAACUGACUUAGACAUUACAAAAAGCAAUAUUGCAUUAAAUGGUAGGAUUGUAAGCAAUAGCAACACAUACAUAACUACAUUUCAAAACCAUGAAAAGCAAAUGCAAGUGGUAAUAUCCAAUGAAGAAAAAUCAAGAGGAAUGUUGGCUUCUAUUUUAAUUCCUGGUAGUUCGUUUUCUAAUACCAAUAAUAGCAUAUACUCCAUUGUCUACACUAAUCCAAAUUUGUUUACUACCAACAACAGUUUAGUUAUAAAAAAAUCUACAGAAAAUUCAACUAAAACAGGAGUUGCUGCCAGUAUCAUUCUUUCAGCUACUGUAGCCAAUCAAAUGAUGGUAAAUCUGAAAAGUCCUGUUUUAGUUAAGUUUAAGAUAAUAAAUGUAAAUAAUUUAACUGGAAAAUAUGACUGCUAUUUUUGGAAUUUCACUUUAGAUUACUGGUCAAAUGUUGGAUGUCGUUUUGUUAGUAAAAACAAUUUUACAGUAACUUGUGAGUGUGACCAUCUUACAAAUUUUGCUCUUAUCUUUGAUGUAUCACAAGAUGAAAAAACAACAAUACAAAUGAUUGGAAAUAAAGCAUCAGAUCGGAUUUCUUUGAUUGGAUGUGCAGUAUCAUUAGUAGGCUUAUUUUUAACAGCAUUAAAUCUGGUUUUAUUUAAAAAGCUGCGCCAGAAACUUCCAAUGAAAAUUUUGUUUUGCUUAAGCAUGUCAUUAAUGGCUAUGCUUAUAGUAUUUCUUUCUGGAGUAAAUCGUGGCUCCUUAUCUUCAAUUUUUUCCUGUCAUUUAGUUGCUGGGUUGCUACAUUAUUUUGUUUUAACCAGCUUUUGUUGGACUGCUGUUGAGGGAUUGAAUUUAUAUAUCAAUUUUGUAACAAUUUUUAAAAAGUAUAGCCCUAAUAAGUUUAUGCUGUUUUCAUCAAUAUUUGCUUGGGGGUUUCCACUUAUAAUUAUUAUUAUAACUGCAUCUCUUGGUGGCUAUUCUGAUGUUGAUGCUAAAGUAUGUAUUAUACGCCAUUAUUAUUUUUAUUAUGGUUUGCUGACUCCUGUUGCUGUAAUUUUACUAGUGAAUUUUUUUACUUUUUGCAUUGUAAUGAAAAAAAUAAAUGCAAGAAAUUUUAAAAAAAGUGUACAUUACAAGCACACUCUUUACUCAAGUCGUAUAGCAUUUUCAUGCAGCACUUUACUUGGUUUAUCGUGGGUGUUUGGUAUUUUUGCAUUAAACAAAGUGGCGAGGCAUUUUCAAAUUCUUUUUGUCAUAUUUAACAGUCUUCAGGGUUUUUUUAUAUUUGUAUUCUAUAUUGCUCGAAAUCCAGAAAUUCAAUCAGAGUGGCGUCUUUUAUUAAACAAGUUAAUAGUUCGUGACAAAAAAAAUCAUAAAAUGGGCAUUAAAAAUAAAGGUUAUGUCUCGGAUACGUCAAAGAAUGCGAGUGAAAACUUUAGUAAUCUCACGGAUCUGAGUGUAACAUCUAAAUAAAGUUUCUAUCAAAGAAUUUGGGUUUGGAAUUCGGGUUCAUCAAAGAAUCUUAGUGCCAGCAUCAAUCAUGUAAUUAAUGUCAGCACCAAUCAUGUGAUUAGCAUCAAUCAUGUGAUACAUCUGAGUAUUUAUAUAAUUAUUUUAUACUACUGUGAUCAGAGUAAAACAAUUGUAUGACUAAAAUUGUGGUUGAA
Molecule: messenger RNA, 2891 nt
Organism: Hydra vulgaris (swiftwater hydra)
Lineage: Eukaryota; Metazoa; Cnidaria; Hydrozoa; Anthoathecata; Hydridae
Product: adhesion G-protein coupled receptor G4
Biological process (GO): cell surface receptor signaling pathway; adenylate cyclase-activating G protein-coupled receptor signaling pathway
Cellular component (GO): plasma membrane
Molecular function (GO): G protein-coupled receptor activity
Source: RefSeq, a predicted model, not a curated record